Planococcus citri (citrus mealybug) is the source of this 1007-nucleotide messenger RNA. RefSeq lists its product as uncharacterized. The record is from RefSeq and is a predicted model, not a curated record. The transcript has 9 exons. Lineage: Eukaryota; Metazoa; Arthropoda; Insecta; Hemiptera; Pseudococcidae. Bases 220 to 753 code for a protein of 177 amino acids.
AGCACGUAGUCUUUGUAUGCCACAGGUGGGUAUGCUAAAAUCCAAAUGAUUAUAAAAAUUAAAAAAUCAAAGCCACCGGUGUUUCUCGAUUGUAAAGUUGUUCUGCGCAAGAAGUUUUUUUUUUCGUUUUGGAAAUUUUGAUUCAGUUUACGACCUUGUCAACGAAAUUUUCAAGCUCUAUUCUGUAUAGAACUUGAAAUCGGUACCUAUCUACCUAAAAUGAGGAUAAGCAUUGUCGUAGUAUUUUUCAUCAUGAUGACGAUUUUUGACCUACCCGGUGCAUUUGCUCCAGAGGGUGAAUCGGGUGAAGAUGGGGAAGUACAAAAUGGUACAUUCGAUCUAGAAAAAGGAAAAAAUGUGUUAAUCACAUUGCUGGACUAUAUUAAUAAUCUUGGAGCUUUAACAGCUGGCCUAAGUUACGAUUCUAUUAAAUCUGGAAUCAACAAUGCCUCAGAUCUCGACAGUUUAAAAACAGCUGGUAAAAACAUACUGUACCAUAUCACUACUGCGAAGAAUCUUGUACGCAAGGGAAAAGCGAAUCUGGAUGUCGCAACAGCAAUGAAAAAAACAUUCAAAGCGUACAUUGAUGGUUUUUGGGCAUUAUUAGAUAAUGCUGGACUUGAUGGUAGCGAUAUCCCUUUAGGAACAGAAUUGCGUGAGAUAAUACUAGAAUUGGACGAAACGUGGUUGGGUGAAGGAGCUUACGGCACUGACGGCAUCUAUACUCCUAAUGAUUGGUGGAUAUCCCGAUGAUUUUGCAGAGAUAAGCGGUACGAUGGUGUAGAAUGAAUAAAUUCACACCUUCUGUGAGUAAACUCUAAAUUGACCUAUUUUAAAACAUCAUAUAAGUACACAUAUUUAUAAAAUAAUAAAAAAGUAUUGAAUAUCUUAAGCUGGUCCCUAAAUACAAAUUGUAGAUCUUAUGUUUUGGCGAAUUUGUUUUGUUAUUAAAUAAGAACUAGUUUUAUUCAUCAACUUUUUUGAAUAUUACUCGUUAGAAAAUACAU